Messenger RNA from Trichobilharzia regenti, 6777 nucleotides. The record is from the annotation of a GenBank genome assembly. Lineage: Eukaryota; Metazoa; Platyhelminthes; Trematoda; Strigeidida; Schistosomatidae.
CAUGACAGUUUUUCAGAGGCAAUUUGUCAGUUGUCGCUGAACACCUACUGCGAGUGCUCAUAAACUUCUCUUCCCUUCAUAGUAAUAUAUGUCGAGGUGGAAACCCUGAAAAUGGAGCAACUUCAUGAACCUUUUUUAAAACAAUGCAUAGCUUCCCUAGCAAUGAACAAUAGCAUACUUAAGCAGAACCCGUGUGACAGUUUCUGUUUGUUAAAAAAUGAUACGAACAGUAAUCAGCAAGCAGCAAAGACAGUUUCUUUAGUAUUAACACGUCUGACUAAUGCAACUGGCUCCUAUGUUCAUGUUCUUCGGUGCAACGUUUGUGAUUACUUAACACUCAACCCGUCCACAUUGAAGGAACAUUUCCGUUUAAGACACCCUUCUUCUCUUGGUUUCCUAACGUACACCUGUCCUCAUUGCUCAAGUAUGUCCACAGAAAAAUGUUUAAUGGAGGAACACCUGAGGAUGUAUCAUCGAAUGACUGAAAAUCCAGGUACAAAACUUGUUGAAAGAUUUCAUACGCCAACAUCUGAUGUUCUCAGUCUUAACUGCGUUUCACCUUCUACUGUUUCUGGUAAUACAUUACCUUUUACUCUGAUGAAUUCGAAUACUGCUACCACACAAAACAAUCUCGCAAUAAACUUGGCUAACGCUAUUACAGCUUUUCAAAAUGUCAACAAACAUCAAGCGCAGCAGACGGUAGUGAGUGCCGGAUCUUCAGCAUCCACAACGUGUACAGUUUCAAAUGUCUCUACAACCAAAACAACGGCGACAGCUCCAACUUCUGUUAACUUGGAAAACCCUGAACAAGAUGUAAAUACAGACUCACAAGUAUUCCAAGAUGGGUCUGUUUCAUCGGAAACCUUAACGUCGAAUUCAAGUAAUUCUGCUGUCAGUGGAUCUCGCAGAAGAAAAGCAACUACUCCUGGACGCAUCUGUUUAUCGGUAUCAAAGACCUCAAAUGAAGGUUCAUCAUCUGAAGACACAGAUAUGAGCUCUCGCGAAACCAACCAGCCAAUGAUUAGCUCUGUUAAGGUAGAAAGUUCACUUUAUGAUACGUCACCUUCUGGUAAACGUACUUUAUCUGGUUUGGAUGAAGUUGAUGGUCAAAUAAAAGACGGUAUUACCCCACCAAAAUCUAAAAGACUAUGCAGAGAUUCCGACAAUAAAGUAACUGAUGCUAAUACUGCGAAAAGUGUUGCUGUUUCAAAAGUUACACCACUCUGCUUAUCGAUCGGAAACUCAAUUACCGAUAGCAAGCAAAUGCCCGUAGUAACAUUCAGUUCUGCAAAUGUAAACGGUCUAAAUUCAGUCGCAAGUCCUUUUCUUGGGCAACUUAUUCCCCUUUCUAGUUUACCUGAAAAUGUUAUUUGUAGUUUGUCAACAGCGCUUGUGCAUAAUCCAAUUAAAAAUUCUACCAAUAAUAUAACAACAAUAAAUACAGAACACCAUAAUGAACCAUCCACUGCCCAUAAUGCCCCUUCAGCAUGGUUAUUAACCAAUCCAUCGAGUAAUUUAUCAUGCAACUUGACUCAACAAACUGCACUAAAUACAUUACAGCCCACUUUAUUCGUACCUGUACCAGCGCUCGGCGACUCACCUGCAACGUCAGCCAUAAAAGUCCCACAAUCAUCAGACAAUUCAGUCGCUUCUAUCGCCUCUUCAAAUUGCACUGGAAUUUUGCGUUACCCCGAUAUAAUUGAAGCUUUGAAGUAUAUGGCUGCUAAUGGAAGCCUUAUUUCAUCUAUUAAUGUACCCACAUCAACAUAUUCUACAAAUUUGUCAAUGCAAGUGAAUAACACAGUUAAUGCUCCUGAUAACUCUGGACGCUCACAGCCUGCUUCACAGAUUCACCCAUCAAAUUUAUCUACUUCAGACAGCCUUGCAGCUUUAGUAGCUCAUCUGACUGCAGCAAAUAAUCCACAGGUGGUUUCACAAACAAUAGGUACACAUAUGCCUAUUAGAACAAGCAGUGCUACAUCAACUGAUAAUAAUCUCGUUGAUACUUUGUCUUUCUGUCCGAACUCUUCAUCUGAUGUAACAAAUAUGUCGAAUUUCACUGCAUUAGUUUCACCUGCACCAGUACAUACUAAAUUUGAUGGAAGAUGUUCAGAUGGAAGUACUUCAGUUUCUGGAUCAACACCUAUCAAUAAUAUUGAAACUAACGGGGAUGUCAGUUUUACAUCAAGUGAUCAAGCUCUGGAUAUGUCUGUACGAUCUACAACUGUGUCAUCUGAGCAUUCAGUGAUAGGAGCUUCAAAUUUACUAAAAUCUGGAACAGACGUUAAUGCUUCAUCGUGUAAAGAGGAAAAUACACUCGAUCAGUCAACCCUGAACGUUGUUAACAAUGUCGCCGAUGUAAUCAAUGCAGCUCUUAAAGGGGGCUUAAAACAGCGCUUAAUACAGUCCAUUGAAGUUCCAGUAUCCAGCCUAUUCCCUAAUCCAGCUCAUUGUCUAUCUGCUCUUGCAAGUACAAUAUAUGGCUUACCAACAGUAAAUGAGACUCCAAUUGGUUCAAAUAAUCCAGACGAUAAAGGAAAUCAGAAUGUAAAUUGUCAAAAUGAAUGUUAUAAUAAUCCUUCUACUAACAAAAAGCCAAUAAUUAACUGUAGUAUGGUAAACAGUCUUCAGAGUUCAGAACUAGACAAUAAACUGACUGAUUCUGGGAAUAAAUCACUCCAGACUUCUAUUGCAAGCAGUACAACAGCGAAUUCACCCUCCACUUCUUCUCAUAUCGUCAGUUUAGCUCAACUGCAAGCAAUUAUGGCUGUACUAGCUAAUACAUCAUCUGUUUCAAUAUCUGUGCCAUUUACUUCAACAGCAACGACAUCAUCCUUUUCUUUAAUGCCCACAUGUACUACAACUAUGUCAUCAUUAAAUUCUUCAAAUCUUUCAUUUCAACAGCUCAUAAAUCCCACAACUACUUCAGUACCUUCAUCAGGUACAAGUGUAUUUAUAAAUUCUCCUACUGUUGGUUCAAACUUAAACAUAUCGGGAUCAGUAUCUGCUUCGGAGACUGGAAAUACUUCAUUAAUUUCAGGUUUAAAUAACUUAACAAAUGUUUGUGGUUUUACUUUGACUGGAGCUUCUAGUUUAAUGAACAACACAACAUAUAAUCCAACAGUUUCAAAUAAUUUGAAUGCAGUUAGCUCUAAUAUCAAAGGUAUUACUGUACCACAAGGUGAAUGUAUCUCUUUAACGGGAAUCCUUUCGGGUAAUGUAAACAGUAUAUCUACCAAUUCAGGACAUUUAGGACAUACGGUAAUGGGCAAUCCGGCUCUUAUCAACUUUAUUUCAGCAAGUAAAUCUCCAGUACAAUCAGGCGUGACACUGAGUUCGGCGAAUGCAGCCCGUUUAUUAAGUAGUCUAGCAACAUCCACAACAGGAGCUAAUCUGUUAUCUGUGGUGAAUAGUGGAACAGUUGGUACUAAUACGAGUAUGUGUGGUAAUACAUUACUAGGAACAGCCAGUUUACCUAGUGGAUCAAUAAGUCUUCUAGAUCCACAACAGACCUUGUUCGCAGCAGCAGCUGCUGCUGCUCAAAAUAUUCAAAAACCCGGAGCUAUUAAUAAUGCUGUAAAUCAGAUUGCGUUGGCUAGCCUCAAAGCUUCUAGUGGUUGCGGGAAAAAUAUAGAGCCAACUGCUCCAGUAAUUGGUCUUUUGGAUCCACGCACUGGUCUUCAACUGCGUGUUGCAGAUGCAUCAUCAGCGGCAUCUACCAUUCUGACGUCUGCCAAUUUAUCUAAUUGUCUUAAUAACACAAGUUACUCGAAUCCGCCAGACAGUGAUCAAAAUGAAACACGACUAAAUGAGACAAGUCGGGGCAUAACUAAUGAUAGUGACCUAAAUCAAACAAGUGAACUUGAAACAGGUUCAAACUAUGACGAUCAAAUAGAUGAAGAGUGGGAACCAGAACAAGAUGAAACAUGUUCAGUUCAAGGCAGUGCUCAACACUUAUUUUCCAAUCGAAACGACAGAAGUGGUGACAAAACAACUAGGGAGUCAGGAACUCCAAACAAAAAUGACCAGUCAGGUGCUGAAAAUAUUUAUAAAAACGAUAUUUCUUCUAAUUCACUACUGACUUCUGGUAAUAAACGUUCUUCGGGUUCAACUAGAACCAGUGGUGCAAAUUCAUCGAACAGUCGACGUGGUUUAGCAUCAUUUAACGAUGCAAACAAUCAGCACCAACUACGUCCGCAUCGUCAAAAUUUCACACCUACUCAGAAUCGUAUACUAACUGAGUGGUAUCAACUACACCAAGCGAAACCUUAUCCAUCUACUGAUGACACUAAGGAAUUGGCGAAUAUAUCUGGUUUGAGUUAUUCUCAGGUGAAAAAGUGGUUCGCUAAUAAACGUGCACGUUCUACAUCUAGUGGUCUCCCAAAACCUACACCACCAUUAGCCCCUGAUUCGUCUACAGAUCCUUCAGCUGCUGCAGCUAUUGUUGCAGCUGCUGUAGCCGCUGCAACUUCAGCAGUAGCAGAUGUUGGCCAGAUUAUGACAUCUACUCCUACAACUAGUGGGAAUACUUCUUCCAGUGUUGCUGCAAUAACUUCUAAUAUUAUUGACAGUGAUGUUUCUUCUUCUUCUUCUUCUGUCCAACCAUUUCCUAUCAAACCGAAAUCCGUUUCAUUUACAUCUCAAUCGUAUUCAGACUUAAGUGCGCUUAAAAUUGAAAAAGACAAAGAAACAGAAUUUGUCUCUGGACUGAUUUCAUCUCAUUUGAAAAUUAAUCAAGAAGAUAUUAAAACUGUAUUACUACUAUCAACACAAUCGAAUAACAAUAAGAGUGUUAACAGUGAUAAUUUAGUACAUUUUUCAAAUAUAAAUGAUAAAGAUGAACAGGUGAAAAAUACAUUGGAUGAUGAUAAUAGUACUAAUAAUGAUAAUAAUAGAAUGGAAUUAUCCGAUGAUAGUCAUACAAAUAAAAGCAAUCCUGUGAUUAUGAUCAAUUCUUCACUGAAUCUAUCAGAUCCAAUUUCUUAUUCUGCCUCAUCACCACCUACACUUCAUGUUCAUAUUAAUCAUAAGCUAAAUUCUCCAGCAAAUCGUUUAGACACAUUAUCUUCGUCUUCCUGUUCCUCAUCAUCAUCUUCCUCCUCCACGACAUCAUCAGCAUCAUUAUCAGAUGAUGAAUGUCAUAAACAACACAAGACAAUAUCAAAAGAGAAAAUUAACGAAAACACCAAGAAUAAAUCUUCAACUUGUAAUAGUGAUUCAGCUUUAAUAAUAGCUGAAGAAACAAACAGUGAUAUUUCGAAUUGUUUUACACCAGAAACAGAAAAAAUAUCAUCGCCAACAGAUAAAGAUUUUAAUGAUGAAAAUACUUCUGCUGUUACAAUAGAUUUACAAAACGAUAAAAAGGUAAUUAAGAAUGGACCUGUAACAUUGGAAACCAGUUAAAUUGUUACCGAAACCAACACAUCAGUAUGUAUUAUUUAGCUAGAGUCAUGAAAGCAAAACAUCAACUCUAGUUGGAUAAAGCAAUCCUCGUUUGUGCUUCAUUUUUGUAUGUAUGUGUGUGUGUGUACUGCUUUAUUUUCAUCUGUUCUCCUUUUUGCAUGUUUACAUUUACUGUGUUUACAGUAUUUCAUAAACCCCAGUUUAUUUAUGCUAAGUGCCUUAUUUACUUAUCUCAGUUUAUUGUUGUGCAUAUUGUUUAUCUUCUUUACUGUUUGCUUCUUUUUGUUGUUUAAUAUUACAAAGAAAAAAGAGAUAAUGACAUUUGUCUGCCUAUUUACUUUCGUUGCAUUAAAAUUAUGCUUCUGGUGAGUAUAGAACAUCCAGUCAAGUGGGAUAAAACAUCAGGUAUUAGGAAAGGACAAUGUAUUUAUUUAUGACAUUCUCUUCUUUGAUACUUCAUUCUUUACAAUAUUUUGAUUAGAUCUGAAGGCUGAAAAAAAGAAACAAUGAUGGCUGAUACAACUUUUACUUACCGUUCUCAAAUUGGACCUCAUUAUUUUUCCUACCUGCCUAGCUUUCUUACAAAUUUACCUGUCUAUCUAUCUAUCUAUCUAUCCAACAUUCUGCAGUUUCAAAAUUACAUGAACUAGUGCCUGCAUCAUGUUUCAUGAGAAGAAAAUUCUUUUAAAGAAAAAUUAUAUUUCACUUGAUGUGUUUUGAUGGUGCCGUUAAAAGUGUUAAUCGGCAUCAUUUCAGUAUAAUGAAGCAAUGUUGUUGUUUUGUUGCUUUUUUUUCCUAAUUAGAAGUGUUUUAUUCUGUUCUCUAUACACUUUUAGAGUGUUAACAGUUUCCUUUCUUUGUUUCUCCAAAAUCCUUUUUAAUGAUGAUGAUGAUGAUGAUGCAUAAAUGGCAUUUCCAAUUACAAAGCAUGUUAACUUUUUAACCUUUGUUUUCUUUAUUGUACAUAGAUUUCUAAAAAAAAAAUAUGAAAUGAAGGGGGGAGGAAUGCUUAACUCCCCCCCCUUCCCCCUUAAAUUUAAUAUUUUUACUAAGCUUACUUUACAGUUGUCUAUGUGGCAUUUUUCAAUCCAUUUAUCCUUGACGUUGAAUCUCUUAGUUACAUUAUUCUCAUUAUUAUACAAAUCAGGAGAUUUCUAAUUCUAUUCAAUUUAUGUUUUCAUUCAUUAUGUCUUUUGAUAUGUUCUUUUUUCAAAGAAAGGAUUACGACUUAAUAAGCCUAAUCGUUGUAUUUUGUUUUUCUCCCCUUGAUCCCACAUUCGUUGUCCUUUUGUUGUCUGUAUUAUGCAUACAAAUUUCUUCUGUUAAUUUGUUGUUUUAGUCAUAUAAUAUAAUAUACAUUUAUAAACAAAUAAA